AUGCGGCGGCGGCGCGGCGGGACCAUGGUUGAGCGCGCCAGCCGGUUCGUGCUGGUGGCGGCGGGCUCGGCGUGCUUCAUGCUCAUCCUCUACCAGUACGCCGGCCCCGGGCUGGGCCGCGGCGGCCCGGGCCGCGCGCCGCCCGACGACCUGGACCUCUUCCCCACGCCCGACCCGCACUACGAGCGCAAGUACUUCUUCCCGCGGCGCGAGUUGGAGCGCUCGCUGCGCUUCGACAUGAAGGGCGACGACGUGAUCGUGUUCCUGCACAUCCAGAAGACGGGCGGCACCACCUUCGGCCGUCACCUCGUGCAGAACGUGCGCCUCGAGGUGCCCUGCGACUGCCGGCCGGGCCAGAAGAAGUGCACCUGCUACCGCCCCAACCGCCGCGAGACCUGGCUCUUCUCCCGCUUCUCCACCGGCUGGAGCUGCGGGCUGCACGCCGACUGGACCGAGCUCACCAGCUGCGUGCCCGGCGUGCUGGACCGCCGCGACCCCGCCGCGCUGCGCGCGCCCAGGAAGUUCUACUACAUCACGCUGCUGCGCGACCCCGUGUCCCGCUACCUGAGCGAGUGGCGGCAUGUGCAGCGCGGGGCCACCUGGAAGACCUCCCUGCACAUGUGCGACGGGCGCACGCCCACGCCCGAGGAGCUGCCGCCCUGCUACGAGGGCACGGACUGGUCGGGCUGCACGCUGCAGGAGUUCAUGGACUGCCCCUACAACCUGGCCAACAACCGCCAGGUGCGUAUGCUGGCCGACCUGAGCCUGGUGGGCUGCUACAACCUGUCCUUCGUGCCCGAGGCCCGGCGCGCCCAGCUGCUGCUGGACAGCGCCAAGAAGAACCUGCGCGGCAUGGCCUUCUUCGGCCUCACCGAGUUCCAGCGCAAGACGCAGUACCUGUUCGAGCGGACGUUCAGCCUCAAGUUCAUCCGGCCGUUCCUGCAGUACAACAGCACGCGGGCGGGCGGCGUGGACGUGGACGCCGCCACCGUGCGGCGCAUCGAGGAGCUCAACGACCUGGACGUGCAGCUCUAUGACUACGCCCGCGACCUGUUCCAGCAGCGCUACCAGUACCGGCGGCAGCUGGAGCGCCGCGAGCAGCGGCUGCGCAGCCGCGAGGAGCGCCUGCUGCACCGCGCCCCCGAGGCGCCGCGCAACGAGGCCGAGGAGGGCCGCGCGCCCACCGAGGACUACCUGAGCCACAUCAUCGAGAGGUGGUAGGCGCGGGCCUCGUACACGCGGUCCGCUCCCCGGCAGGUGCGUCCGGACAGGCGGACAGGCAGGGGCCAGUGGGGCUGGUGCUCUCGGGUUCCCAGGCCUGGAUCUGAGGAGCCCACCUGUGCCACCCACGGGCUCGGGCGGAGUCCUGUGGCCAUGGCAGCAGCUGGAGAUUUGAAGACAAGGGACAGACCAUGGAGCCAUAUGUGGGGAGUGGCCCCGCCCACUGCACAUCUCUGUUUGUCUGUGUGUCUCUCCCUUUCUCUUUCUCUCUCUCUCUCUCUCUCUCUCUCUCUGUGUGUGUGUGUGUGUGUGUGUUUCCCUUUCUCUCUCUCUCUC
Messenger RNA from Pipistrellus kuhlii (Kuhl's pipistrelle), 1557 nucleotides. RefSeq names its product heparan sulfate 6-O-sulfotransferase 1 (gene HS6ST1). The transcript is spliced from 2 exons. The record is from RefSeq and is a predicted model, not a curated record. Gene Ontology annotation, cellular component: membrane. Lineage: Eukaryota; Metazoa; Chordata; Mammalia; Chiroptera; Vespertilionidae. Gene Ontology annotation, molecular function: heparan sulfate 6-sulfotransferase activity. The coding region runs from base 1 to 1221 and encodes 406 amino acids.